AUGUCGGCGCCACUUGGUUUCCACCUCAUCCCGUCUCGUAUCGACGCAAACCAACCUUUGCGAGACCAGGAGACCUAUCUUGUUCUGCCUGACGUGGACCGUAGGUCGGAGCGCUAUGAUCUCGAGUCGAUCCAAGCUUUUCAAAAGGCUGCCAACUACCUUGCUGUAGCCCAGAUCUACUUGCAGGACAAUGUGCUCCUGGAAGAGCCGCUCGACUAUAAGGCUCACGUCAAGAAGAGACUGCUUGGUCACUUUGGCACCGUUCCUGGCCUCGUCUUUGUUUAUGCGCACGUAUCGGCCCUUCUAGCACGCAUCGAAAGGAACACAGCCACCGAUUCGUAUGGCAGACACAGAGCCAUUUUUAUCACUGGUCCAGGACAUGGUGCUCCAGCCAUCCUCAGCUGCCUGUACCUCGAAGGUUCUAUCUCGAAAUUUUAUCCAGAGGAAUCGGUCUCGCACCAGGGUCUACAUGCGUUUGUCAGGAACUUUAGCUGGCCCAACACGGUACGUCCAUCGCACGUGACGGCGACAACACCUGGUGCGAUUCACGAAGGAGGCGAGCUCGGCUAUGCGCUCUCGGUAGCACAUGGCGCUGUCAUGGACAAGCCUGACCUCAUCGCAUUUGCCGUCAUCGGAGACGGAGAGGCGGAGACCGGUCCGACUGCAACCGCGUGGCAUUCACACAAGUUCAUUGACCCUUGCGAGUCGGGUGCCGUCUUGCCCAUUCUGCAUCUGAACCGCUUCAAGAUCAGCGAAAAGACGAUUUUUGGCACGAUGGAUCGCACCGAGCUGCUGGCGCUGUUCGUCGGCUACGGCUAUCAGGUGCGCUUUGUCGACUACUACCAACAUCUCGGUACUAAGCACACGAUUCCUGGUGACCACGAGGCCACAGCGUUUGAUGUCGAUAUGGCAGCCAGCCUCGACUGGGCGCUGAGUGAGAUCGAUAACAUCCAGAAGGCGGCACGUCAGGCCGAAGCUCAAAAGAAACCGCGCUGGCCUAUGAUCAUCUUGACCUCGCCGAAAGGAUGGGGUGCGCCCGUUCAGGUUGAUGGUCAGCAGAUCGAGGGUUCGUUUCGAAGCCACCAAGUGCCUGUCAAGCUCGGCGCUUGGUCGGGCGCCGAUGAGCAUCUCUCCAUCCUCGAAAGCUGGCUCGAAUCGUAUAAGCCACGUAGCUGGUUGCAGUCGGAUUCGGGCCAACUCAGGCUGAAUCCUCUUGUGACACGCAUGCUGCCUAGUGAUGAGCUCCGCCUGGGUCGUAUCCGCGAGAUCUACGAAAAGAGCGCUGACUUGCAAGAUGUAAGCACCAGCGCUUACAUGGUCAGCUCAGAGUCGUCGGACAACAGCCGUGGCAACACACGAUCCAAAGCUUCAGCCAUGGAGCAAUGCGGCAAAUAUCUGGCAGCGCUGUUGCCCAAAAAUCCGGAUCGACUGCUCAUCUUUUCACCCGACGAACUCGUCUCGAAUAAGCUCGAUGCCACGCUCAAAGUACAAGGCUUGAAAGCACGCAAAUUCGAACACGAUUCCGAGAGUAUUGUGACGCCACAAGAGCGUCAGCAGGGGAUUCGGUCUGGGCGCGUUAUCGAGAUGCUUAGCGAGCACACGCUGCAAGGCUUUGCACAGGGGUACGCGCUUACGGGUCGAAUCGGUCUCUUUCCGAGCUACGAGUCGUUUUUGGGCAUUGUGACGACUAUGAUGGCGCAAUUUGCCAAGUUUGUCAAGGUGGCCAAGACGACGGAUUACCGAUCACCAGUACCGUCGAUCACGUAUGUGAUGAGUUCGACGUUGUGGCGACAAGAGCACAAUGGCGCCAGCCAUCAGCAGCCAGGUCUAAUCAACUCGGUGCUGGAUCUCCCGCACAAUGUUGCACGUGUCUAUUUGCCGCCGGAUGCCAACUGUGCGGUGUCGACACUGUCGCACUGCCUGCGCAGCCACAACUAUGUGAACCUGGUGGUCGGCAGUAAGCAUCAGACCAGGGUGUAUCUGAGCGAGGACGAGGCAAAUGCGCAUUGCAAGGCGGGCGCAUCGAUUUGGCAUGCUUACUCGACCGACGGUGGUCAAGAGCCGGAUGUGGUGAUUGUAGGCAUUGGUACCGAGACGACGGCGGAAGCGAUUGCGGCUACAGAGCUGCUCCGAGGAGCGCAGCUUGACGACAGUGCCAAGAGCGAUGGAAGUGCAAGGCAGGCGCCGGAGGAUGUUUUGCGCGUGCGCUUCAUCAACGUUACCGACCUCAUGAUCCUUAGCGAAAACUCGGUGCACCCUCACGCGCUGAGCCAAGAGCUCUUUGACGGCCUGUUCACACGCGAUGUUCCCAUCCUGUUUAACUUCCACGGCUACACCACCGCCAUCAAGGGCUUACUCGGCGACCGGCUGUCUGGCGAGAUGGGUCGACGUCCCAUGGCCGUGCACGGCUUUAUCGAGGAAGGCAGCACCACUACGCCCUGGAAUAUGCUCAAGCUCAAUGGCGUCGACCGCUUCACCGUUGCAUGCCGAGCUGUUGAGCUCAUCCAACGCGAUCUCGAGCUUAAGAAGCAUCGUCGAGCCAAAGUCAACGAGCGACUCCAAAAGAUGGCUCAGAGUCAAAGAUUCGACAUGCUUGCGAGAAAGUGGAAGCAGAGGCGAGAGGAGUGGCAGCAGUAUAUCAAUCGCAAUGGUCGAGAUCCAGAUGAGGUUGAUGCCGAGUGA
This is a messenger RNA of Mycosarcoma maydis (corn smut), 2682 nucleotides long. RefSeq names its product putative xylulose-5-phosphate/fructose-6-phosphate phosphoketolase. Bases 1 to 2682 code for a protein of 893 amino acids. Gene Ontology annotation, biological process: carbohydrate metabolic process. Gene Ontology annotation, molecular function: aldehyde-lyase activity. The transcript has a single exon. Lineage: Eukaryota; Fungi; Basidiomycota; Ustilaginomycetes; Ustilaginales. The record is from RefSeq and is a predicted model, not a curated record.